AUGCUCGCGCACAGCCGACGCUCGUUCGCAUCCCUCGCCUCGCUCCUGGCCGCGCUUCCGCCGCAGCGAUCGCGUGCGACGGGCUUGGAGGAGGUCCGCAAGGCGGCGUCGCUGCUGCCAGGCUACGGCCCGCCGGACAUCGCCUUCCCGCCGCCGUUCAGAGGGCGCUGGAGGGUCACGCGGCAGGUCGUGGACGUGCAGACGCCGCUCGGGGAGACCGCGGCGCCGCGGGAGGCGCUGAGGCAGGCUCGCGACAGCCUUGUCGCGCCGCCAGUGACGUUUGAACAGCGGUUCGUGCAGGACUCGGAGAGGGCGGUGAUCGCCGACCGCUCCUUCAACGCGGAGCGGCGCACCGCGGCCAUCUCUGGGACCGCGCUUGCCGACCUCGAGGCGCGGUGGGAGCCGUCGAACCCGAAUGUGCUCACGCUGGCUCGCGUGAGCACAUCGAGCCUCGUAGAGACAAAGGCCCCCUUCGACGGCGCCUUUGGCACGAGCGAGUACGCGCGUAUCGCGGACGCGGGCUCGUCGGGCGUGCUCUCUUCGGUGCCGACGAUCCUCGCUGCGCGCGUGCAGGCGAAGUACAAGUGGGAGCCGGCGGGCGAGCCAGGCGCGGUGGCGCGGAUCGAGGGGCUCGAGAUCACGUCGACCUUCGACCCGACGCAGACGGGCUUCGCGGACCUGAGCGGCGCGACCCCCGUGCUCGUGACCAAGGCGCGGCUGCGCUUCGAGAGAGAGUGACACGCGCAGUAACGUACUCUAGUCAACACGGCGGCCACGCUGCACGCACUGUCUAGUGUGUCUCCGUGUUAUGUACGGCGUUCAGAAUCAGAUGGCUUCGCAUGUGA
Messenger RNA from Emiliania huxleyi CCMP1516, 845 nucleotides. RefSeq lists its product as hypothetical. The coding region runs from base 1 to 738 and encodes 245 amino acids. The record is from RefSeq and is a predicted model, not a curated record. The transcript is spliced from 4 exons. NCBI's taxonomy places the organism in Eukaryota, Haptophyta, Isochrysidales, Noelaerhabdaceae.